Messenger RNA from Nilaparvata lugens (brown planthopper), 2061 nucleotides. RefSeq lists its product as uncharacterized. The record is from RefSeq and is a predicted model, not a curated record. Lineage: Eukaryota; Metazoa; Arthropoda; Insecta; Hemiptera; Delphacidae. The coding region runs from base 892 to 1938 and encodes 348 amino acids. The transcript is spliced from 3 exons.
UUGUCAACCGUGACAAAGUGUAUUUUAUUUUUGACUUUCCUCAUGUAAUCAAGUGCAUGAGAAAUAACUUGAUGGAGAGGAAAGAUGGAUGCUUUGUUGGUCAAAUUUCAUUCAGCAAGACAACUACUAGCAUCUGUAAGUUAUUAAUAUGUAUUAUUUCACUUUAUAAGAAUAUAUUUUGUAGGAGUUGGGGGAAAGAUGCGAGUCAAGUGAAGUGAAUUCUACUGGUGACUCACAAUCAAAUCAUUGGGGAAUUAAGAACUUGUACCUUUUCUUACUAAUAGAUUUUGAUCAAAAACUGAAUUUCAUCAAAUUGAUUUUUCUCAACAUUUUACUCAUUUUUGAAAAAUUGCAACUCGUACUCAUUGAAUACAGAGAGUUCCGAAUGAUCUCAUUCUAUGAGGAAUUUCAUAAUCUGGAGAAAAGCAGGAGCAAUUUUUUUUCUGUCCGAUCACGGGAUUUGGUGGAGAUAGCUCAAAACUGGAAAAUGAACAAAUUAAUGAUACAAAGUUUUUGGGCCACUCUGUAUCUAGCAAAAGGAAAUUGUGUAUGGAAAAAUUGGCUCUAGACUUCUCUUUUUAUGUAUCCAUACCAUAUUUUUAUAAAUUCAGAACUACAUGAAUACAACUAAGAUACUAAUAUGAAUUGCAAGCAAUGUAUAUAGUGACUGGACUAUUUUGCAUAUUAUGCUAACUUUUCUCUUUAUGCUGCUAAAUAUUAUUUGAAUAUUCCAGGGAGUUGGUGUAGCUGAUUGGGCACAUAUAAAAAUGCUUCACGACGACAGUCGAGCAGCCAAAUCAAGAGCCACUAAGCUGACAGAAAAGCCAGUUGCCUUCAUCUGCGCUUGAAACAGCAGAUUUUCUCCAGCGGGUCAAUAACUUAUUUGAUGUAAUGAACAGCAAGACCAAGUUCCACCCCAACCCGUAUAGAUGUGCUAUUACAUCAUCCACAAAUAGUCAUCUAAAAACACCGCUCUGUUCAUUGAUCGAAGACAUCAAUUGGAUUAAAAGCUUGAGAAUGGUGAAUGAGAGGAGAAGGCCACCAUGCUUGGACAGUGCAGAACAAUCUCUCAUGGCAACAAAAUUACUGUGGGAUGACCUGAGUGGAGAUGGGGUCAAGUACCUCCUAACUGGGAGGUUAAACCAGGAUCCCAUUGAAAAUGAGUUUUCGGUUGCUAGACAGAAGUGUGGAUUUGAAAGGAACCCCUCAGUUCGGUUGUUCCGUCAGAACCUGCGACACAGGAUACAGGCAGCCCUUAUCACACCACCAAUGGGGGCCAACUGUGAGCCUGAUGAGGAUGAACUCCUUUCAAAUUUAGCAGGUACAGAGGCUAGGUGUGCAAAUACACUAAACCAAGCGACAACCUCCUUUUCAGAAGAAGACAACAAGUCAAUGACUUGCACAGAUACUGAUGAGGAUGAGAUUGAGGACGAGCCUAAAUCCAUAGUAUCAUCCUUGGAAUCAUGCUCUGUUAGGUACUUUACUGGCUAUGGAGUUCGAGCCUGCUUGAAACAUUUCAAUUGCUCAGACUGCAAGAAAUCCUUGGUGAAGCCAUCAUCAUCAUCAGGACAUUCAGAAGAGGCUCUCAUCCGCAACAGGGAGUACAGUGAAAAUUCAAAUCUGCUCUACCCAUUGGACGAGACAGUAGAGGUGGUAGAUGCACUCUUGUCAGUUUUCGACAAAUGUUUAAAAAGAAGUGUGCAUGCUUCAAUGUUUAAAAGAAAUGUUUUGAUAAAAGCCAAGCGACGCAUUUUUAAAAUAAAUUCAAAUUGGAUGAAGGUUGACACUAAAUGUUACAGCCACAGGGACUUCAUACUGAGCAAGAUUCUUGUUGCAAAGCUCAAGAGGAGUCUCCAGUCAAUUUCAAAAGAUCUUCGCCAGCCAGGUGGAAAGUAUGGUGGAAAAUGGGAGAAAUUCAUCAAAGUUUCUAACCAAUAAUUACUUUCCUUGCCCUAUUACCAUAGGUAAGGAAAGAUUUGCUUUUCGAAAAAAAUUAAGGCACCCCAAUUUCUAUAUUUCUAUACGUUUCAAGGUCCCCUGAGUCCAAAAAAGUGGUUUUUG